This is a messenger RNA of Corythoichthys intestinalis (scribbled pipefish), 2035 nucleotides long. RefSeq names its product CCZ1 homolog, vacuolar protein trafficking and biogenesis associated (gene ccz1). Gene Ontology annotation, biological process: vesicle-mediated transport. The transcript is spliced from 17 exons. Gene Ontology annotation, cellular component: intracellular membrane-bounded organelle; Mon1-Ccz1 complex. The coding region runs from base 224 to 1666 and encodes 480 amino acids. The record is from RefSeq and is a predicted model, not a curated record. NCBI's taxonomy places the organism in Eukaryota, Metazoa, Chordata, Actinopteri, Syngnathiformes, Syngnathidae.
GUCCUUCCGCUGCUUUCCACCCGGACAGUUUUAGACGUGCCACUCAGCUGUCAAAAGCAGGAAGUAGACGAUGUAAACUCUCUCGUCUUGUUUAUCCGUCACAUUUUCCGUGUUGUAACAUGACAACGUGCUCUUCAUCCCACUGAUUUAUGCCCUUUAAGGCAAACGGCAUGCUAGCAAAAUAUUUAUCCGCGCAAAGGAAAUCCAGACAAACGUGACACUGAUGCUGAUGAUUAGCCCCAGAAUGGCCUCAGGAACGCAAGAGAAACAGUAUACGGCUUCUCUACUUAAUUUCUUCGUUUAUAAUCCAACAUUUGGUCCACGGGAAGGCGAGGAAGAGAAAAAGAUUCUAUUUUAUCACCCCAACGAAGUGGAGACUAACGAGAAGAUACGAAAUGUUGGCCUUUGUGAAGCUAUUGUCCAAUUCACCAGAACAUUCUGCCCGACAAAACCAGCAAAAUCCCUGCAUACGCAGAAAAACCGGCAGUUUUUCUUUGAGCCUGAGGACAAUUUUUGGAUGGUCAUGGUGGUUCGGAACCCAAUGAUCGAAAAACCAAACAAAGAUGGAAAACCACCCACCAUAGAAUAUCAGGAGGAGGAAAUACUUGACACAGUUUAUGGAGCAGUGGUAAAGCAGUGCUACAGUAUGUAUAAGCUUUUCAAUGGUACCUUUGGUAGAGCCAUGGAGGCAGGCGGAGUAGAGUUGCUAACUCAGAAGCUUGAAAAAUUCUUUUACAGGUAUCUACAGACUCUCCACUUGCAGUCAUGUGACCUCCUGGACGUAUUUGGAGGCAUCAGCUUCUUUCCUCUAGACAAGAUGACAUACCUGAAGAUCCAGUCGUUCGUCAACCGCGUGGAGGAGAGUCUCAGCCUCGUCAAAUACACAGCAUUCCUCUAUAACGAUCAGCUCAUUUGGAGCGGUCUAGAACAAGAUGAUAUGAGGAUCCUGUACAAGUACCUGACCACAUCGCUGUUCCCAAGGCACUCUGAGCCUGAGUUGGCCGGUAGGGACUCUCCUCUGAGGCCAGAGGUUGCAGGCAAUUUGUUGCACUAUGGAAGGUUUUUGACAGGACCAUCCAAUAUUAAAGACCCUGAGGCCAAAUUUCGGUUUCCCAAAAUAUUUGUGAACGCAGAGGACGGCCAUGAGGAGCUGCACCUCAUUGUGUACAAGGCUAUGAGCGCCGCCGCCUGUUUUAUGGUUAAUGCUUCUGUGGAGAUGACAAGGGAGUUCUGUGAGCAGUUGGAUGGCUUGGUGGGACCGCAGCUCACCCUGCUGGCUUCUGAUAUAUGCGAACAGUUCACCAUCAACCGUAGGAUAUCGGGGCCUGACAAGGAGCCUCAGUUUAAGUUCAUCUACUUCAACCACAUGAACCUGGCAGAAAAAAGCACAAUACACAUGAGGAAAACAGCCAGCGUAUGCCUCACGUCUGUCCACCCGGACCUCAUGAAGAUCUUAGGGGACAUCAACUGUGACUUCGCCAGAGUUGAUGAAGAUGAAGAAGUCAUAGUAAAAGCUAUGACAGACUACUGGGUUGUUGGCAAAAAGUCAGACCAGCGAGAACUGUAUGUCAUCUUAAACCAGAAGAAUGCCAAUUUAAUUGAAGUCAAUGAAGAGGUGAAGAGACUUUGUGCGACGCAAUUCAACAAUAUAUUUUUCCUGGACUGAUGGAAAAUACACAAAGACUCUUGGUCCACACUACAAACUGUCAGUGUUGCAGGGUAUCACGGCAGCAACGUGUAAUGCAAUAGUUGCAUUGUAAAAUUUAAAAAAAAAAGCAAAAACAAAGUUUUCUCAUCAUUUUUAAUUUAACUUUCAAAAUGUGAUUUCUAUUUGUAAUUAAAUGUAUAAAUGUACUUGAUCAGUUUUUUUUCUUCAGUUUUUUCAAGAUAUCACUGCAUCUUCAUUCAACACUUGUUCUCUGUUUGAUAAAGUGGUAUAUGAAUAACUGCUUUUCAAGGUGGCUUUUAUCACAAAAUCAUCGAAAACUGUAGUUUAACAAUGUUACUACAUUUGAAUAAAUUAUGCAAUAUUUUA